Molecule: messenger RNA, 4066 nt
Organism: Dicentrarchus labrax (European seabass)
Lineage: Eukaryota; Metazoa; Chordata; Actinopteri; Moronidae
Product: voltage-dependent calcium channel subunit alpha-2/delta-3-like
Exons: 41
Coding region: 506-3991 (1161 amino acids)
Cellular component (GO): voltage-gated calcium channel complex
Molecular function (GO): voltage-gated calcium channel activity
Source: RefSeq, a predicted model, not a curated record
UAGGAAAAAAAACCACGCUUUCACGCUUUUUUUUAUGCGUGUGCAGGAUGGAAACAGGAGACAAUACAGUUCAUCAAGCGUGUAGAGUUGUAUAGUGCAGCCUCAGCGUUAAAUGCAACAACUUCACAACAGUCGACGUGAGAGAAGUGCAUCGCAGAGGAGAGAACCAAAGUUCACUGUUUGGAUUUUCAGCAUUUUGCAAUUGAAUUGAAUGGUUCUUAUUGGCUCUGUGGUCGACACACCUGUCCAUGCUACUGGGAAACUGGAUAAAGGAAACCCCCCAUUCCUCGUCUCCAGGAACCAGAUUCAGCAGAUUUCAACCUCUUCGAGCUUUUCAGUCUUCAUGGCAAACAAACAAGCAGACGACACGUUUCCAGGAAUUAAAAAGUAGGCUACGUGCUGGCAGUACCGCAGCUGGAGACGGUGCACCGGGGUCUAGCAGUCCAGCACGGCGCUGCCUGGGACGGGAUUUUACUGUACAGAUAUUCUUUUUUAACAAGCAGAGAUGAAGAUGCUGGGGGUCUGGAGGAUCCUGCUCUCGCACAUGUGCAGCAGCUUCCUGCUCUGGAUCCUCUUCGGCUUGAAUGUGGAGGUGGCGGGGUCCCAGCAAGGGAUCCCUCUGUCAGUCGUAAAGCUCUGGGCCUCAGCAUUUGGUGGAGAAAUCAAAUCCAUCUCUGCAAAAUAUUCUGGAUCCCAAUUACUGCAAAAGGAACUGUGGGCUAUCACAGCGCCACGUCCAGGAACCAACUCCAGUUCUGAGGCCAGUGCCUCGGUCAAGGGCAAUAGCAGGAUUAAUCCUAAAAGCCCCGCUGCAUGUCUGUGGGAGGAAAGCGGAACACCCAGAGGUCCACGCAAACAUGGGGAGAGCGUUCAAACUGCAUAUAGAAAGCGGCUCCAGGGUCCAAACCUAGGACCUCCUUGCUCUGAGAAAUAUAAAGAAUUUGAAAAGUCAGUCAGAGUGGAAGAAAUUGAUGGUCUGAAACUGGUGAAAAACCUGGCUGUAAAGAUGGAGGAAGUGUUCCGGAAAAAGGCGGAGGCCACCAGGCGGCUGGUGGAGGCAGCGGAAGAAGCGCACCAUCAGCACGAGGAAAAUCCCGACCUGCAGUAUGAGUACUUCAACGCCGUGCUGAUCAAUGAAGUGGACGAGAUGGGCAAUAACGUAGAGCUGGGAGGAGAGUUCCUCCUGGAGCCCAACGACCAUUUCAAUAACCUGUCAGUCAACCUGAGCCUUAGUGUGGUGCAGGUGCCCACCAACAUGUACAACAAAGAUCCUGACAUAGUGAAUGGAGUUUACUGGUCCGAGGCUCUGAAUAAAGUAUUUGUAGAUAAUUUUGAAAGAGACCCAACACUGAUCUGGCAGUACUUUGGGAGCGCCAAGGGUUUCUUCAGGCAGUACCCUGGAGUGAAGUGGCAUCCAGAUGAACAUGGUGUUAUUGGCUUUGACUGUAGAAACAGGAAAUGGUACAUUCAGGCAGCAACGUCUCCUAAGGAUGUUGUAAUUUUAGUUGAUGUCAGUGGAAGCAUGAAAGGGCUGAGACUGACCAUCGCCAGGCAGACUGUCUCCUCCAUAUUAGACACACUUGGAGAUGACGACUUCUUCAACGUCAUUGCAUAUAAUCAGGAGAUCCACUACGUGGAGCCUUGUUUGAAUGGCACGCUGGUCCGAGCCGACAGAACCAAUAAAGAUCAUUUCCGUGAACAUCUGGACAAGCUGUUUGCCAAAGGGAUCGGGCUGCUGGGUGAAGCUCUGGCCGAAGCGUUCACUAUCUUAAAUGAUUUUAAUCAAACUGGACGUGGCAGCGUGUGCAGCCAGGCCAUAAUGCUAGUGACCGACGGGGCGACUGAAAUGUAUGAUGACGUUUUUGAGAAGUACAAUUGGCCAGAAAGAAAGGUGCGAAUAUUCCCUUACCUGAUUGGCCGAGAGUCUGCUUUUGCUGAUAACCUCAAAUGGAUGGCUUGUGCCAACAAAGGAUAUUUCAGUCAGAUCUCCACCUUAGCAGACGUUCAGGAGAACGUGAUGAGGUACCUUCACGUCAUGAGCCGCCCGAAGGUUAUUGACCACGAGCAUGACACAGUGUGGACUGAAGCUUACGUGGACAGCGCUCUUUCCCAGGCUCAUAAGUUAAAUGAGAAAGCGGGCCCAAGUCUGAUGACUACAGUCGCCAUGCCUGUCUUCAGCACAAAGAAUGAAACGAAGAACCAGGGUAUCCUGUUGGGGGUCGUAGGAACAGACAUCCCUCUGCAGGAGCUGAUGAAGCUUAUCCCCAAACAUAUGUUAGGAAUCCAUGGGUACGCAUUUGCUAUCACAAACAACGGCUACAUCCUGACACACCCGGACCUCAGACCUUUGUAUCAGGAUGGUCAGAAGAGGAGGAAGCCCAACUACAGCAGCGUGGAUCUCUCUGAGGUGGAGUGGGAAGACAAAGAUGAUAUCCUACGCAACGCUAUGGUGAACAGGAGGACAGGGACUUUCUCUAUGGAGGUGAAGAAGACAGUGGAUAGAGGGAGACGUGUCCUGAAGAUGCACAAUGACUACUACUACACUGACAUCAAAGGAACACCAUUCAGUGUCGGCGUAGCUCUCUCCAGAGGUCAUGGAAAGUACUUCUUCAGAGGAAAUGUAUCAGUUGAAGCUGGGCUCCGUGAUCUGGAACAGCCAGAUGUCGCCCUGGCAGAUGAAUGGACUUACUGCAACACAGAGGAGCAGCACGAGCACCGUCACCUGACCCAGAUUCAAGCCAUCAAGCUCUUCUUGACGGGCCGCAGACCACAUCUGAAAUGUGACAGAGAGCUGAUCCAGGAGGUCUUAUUUGAUGCUGUGGUCACUGCUCCACUGGAGGCCUACUGGACUGGACUUGCCCUCAACAAGUCGGAGAACUCAGACAAAGGAGUGGAGAUUACCUUCCUGGGUACACGCACCGGCCUGUCGAGAACCAACCUGUUUGUACCCGGCGAUCAGCUCUCCAAUCAAGAUUUCCUGACAGCGGAGGACAAGGAAGGUGUAUUUAAUGCUGAUCACUUCCCUCUGUGGUACAAGAGAGCGGCAGAGCAGGUCCCCGGCACAUUUGUCUACUCCAUCCCUUUCAGUACAGCUUUAGAAAAUAAGAGUGUGGUUUUGGCCAGCACAGCAAUCCAGCUCCUCGAUGACAGAAAGUCUCCUAUUGUCGCAGCUGUAGGGAUCCAAAUGAAACUUGAGUUCUUUCAGAGGAAGUUCUGGACUGCCUGCAGACAGUGUACAGCUCUUGAUGGAAAAUGUAGCAUUAGCUGUGAUAACGGGGACAUUAACUGUUAUCUCAUUGACAACAACGGCUUCAUUCUUGUCACAGAGGAGCAAUCUCAGACAGGGCUCUUCUUUGGAGAGGUGGAGGGUGCUGUUAUGAACAAACUUCUCCAAAUGGGGUCCUUCAAAAGGAUCACGCUGUUAGAUUACCAGGCCCUUUGCAAAGAGUAUGCUGGGAGCAGUGACAGUGCACGCACUUUAUCAGAUCCCUUCUCUGUUGUUAGGUGGCUCCUGACUGAACUUGUUAUUUUUCUGCUAGAAUUUAACCUGUACAGCUGGUGGAAUGUCGAUCUUUCAGUUAAAGCUCAGAGAUCUCGGGGUAAAACAAUGAUGGUGCCAUGUGACACAGAAUAUCCUGCCUUUGUCUCUGAACGCACCAUUAAAGAAACAACGGGCAACAUCGAAUGUGAAGGCUGUGUCAGAUCUUUUGUCAUACAGCAGAUUCCCAGCAGCAACCUCUUCAUGGUUGUUGUGGACAAUAAGUGUGACUGCAGCAGUGCUCCUCCAGUAACCAUGGAUCCCAUUGAGAUCAUGUACAACGAGUCACUAAAAUGUGACAGACUGAAGUUUCAGAAGGACAGAAAGAAGCCUGAAUCGUGUCAUCCUUUCCACCCUGAGGAAAAUGCCAUGGAGUGUGGUUCAGCAACACGCCUCUCCAGUGCUCUGACAGCAGCACUGCUCCCUCUGAUAGCAGCGACCAUCAGCAGGUGACCAGCAGCAUAGGUGGACAUCAGUAAGGACUAAAUCAACAAGAAGAUGCUUAUAAACACAUAGAGAACAUGGCCA